Engraulis encrasicolus (European anchovy) is the source of this 1112-nucleotide messenger RNA. RefSeq names its product 14-3-3 protein zeta/delta-like. The coding region runs from base 132 to 884 and encodes 250 amino acids. Gene Ontology annotation, biological process: intracellular protein localization; signal transduction. Gene Ontology annotation, cellular component: cytoplasm. The record is from RefSeq and is a predicted model, not a curated record. The transcript is spliced from 6 exons. Lineage: Eukaryota; Metazoa; Chordata; Actinopteri; Clupeiformes; Engraulidae.
CAGUCCCUGCUCUUGUAGCCUGUGAUUGGAGGGAAACCCCGUGGAUGUGAGCGAGACAGCCAGCCUGCCUGAAAGAAUCAGCUGUGUAGCGGAGCAAGAGACUACCGUCCCAAACUAAGCUUUAGACAGCCAUGGCAGACAGGGUUGAGCUCGUGGGCAAGGCCAAGCUGGCGGAGCAGGCCGAGCGCUACGACGACAUGGCGGCGGCGAUGAAGGCGGUGACGGAGCUGAACGAGGAGCUCUCCAACGAGGAGCGCAACCUGCUGUCGGUGGCCUACAAGAACGUGGUGGGCGCCCGUCGCUCCUCCUGGCGCGUCGUCUCCAGCAUCGAGGGCAAGACGGAGGGCGGCGACAAGAAGCAGCUGACGCAGGAGUACCGCGAGAAGAUCGAGAAGGAGCUGAAGGAGAUCUGCAACGACGUGCUGAGUCUUCUGGACAGCUUCCUGAUCCCCAGUGCCACUCCCCCUGAGAGCAAGGUGUUCUACCUGAAGAUGAAGGGAGACUACUUCCGUUACCUGGCCGAGGUCGCCCUGGGAGACGACAAAACAGCCAUCAUUGGUAAGUCUCAGGAGGCCUACCAGGCAGCGUUUGACAUCAGUAAGGAGCACAUGCAGCCGACGCACCCCAUCCGCCUGGGCCUGGCCCUCAACUUCUCCGUCUUCUACUUCGAGAUCCUCAGCUCCCCGGAGAAGGCCUGCCGGCUGGCCAAGACGGCUUUCGAUGAUGCCAUUGCUGAGCUGGACACGCUGAGCGAGGACUCGUACAAGGACAGCACGCUGAUCAUGCAGCUGCUGAGAGACAACUUGACACUGUGGACCUCAGACAAUCAGGGCGACGGUGAGGAACCGGAAGCGGAACCGGCAGUGGAAGGGGGAGAGAACUGAGGCGGAUGACGUACGACACCUCCGUAUGGCUCCUCGUCAAACUUUCUCGUCCGCUUAAAAUGGAAAACGAAAAAAGAAAAAAAAAACAUAAAAAAGAAGAAAAAAAUCUGAAAACACUGAGACCAUGACGGUUCCAGAUUCUUACUCUUUAACCUUCUCACCAGCCUCUGUCACAUGUGAGCGAGUGCGUGUGUGUGUGUGUGUGUGUAUGUGUGUGUGUGUGUGUGU